AUGAAGAAAAAGGACAGAACCCCGAUAGUAUGGACGUCGGAGUUAGAAAAAGCUUUCGAGGACAGUAAGAAAUCGCUCACAGUGGUAACAUCCUCGACUUAUUUGCAUCCAAAUUCACCCAUCAUCCUCACGGCCGACGCGUCUGCAACGGCUGUUGGAGGGUCCCUCGAGCAACUAAUCGACACUAAGCACUCUCCACUUGGCUUCUAUUCCAGGAAGCUGUCCGUUACAGAAUGCAACUACAGUCCAUACGAUCGCGAGCUACUUGCAAUCUAUAGAGAGCAUAACGUCGUCGCGGAUGCGCUGUCAAGAAUCUGCACCAUCAACAUGCCCACGAGGCUCAGUGCGCAACGCAAGUCAUUAGUGAGGCUCAGGCUGAAUACGAAGCUUCACCGAAACGCGAAACCAUUCACGUACUGUCUCACGCUUAUAGAUAGGUAUACACGAUGGCCUCAAGCGAUCCCGCUGAAAAGGGCGACAUCACUGGAAGAAGUGGCCACCGCAUUCUACACUGGCUGGAUUGCUACUUUUGGCAUACCGCUAACCAUCACUACAGACCAAGGACCGCAGUUCGAGUCUGCACUUUUUAGCUCAUUGGCAAAGCUAAUUGGAGCAAAACGUAUACGCACAACACCUUAUCACCCUCAAUCUCACGGGAUGGUUGAACGAUUCCAUAUAACGUUCAAGGCCGCACUGAUGUGUCAGCCUAGCUCUGCAUGGACUGAGCUGCUUUUAGGACUAAGAACAGCAUACAAGGAGAACAUCAAGACUGCGCCUGCCGAGCUCACUUUCGGAUCAACAAUUAGAGUUCCAGGAGAAUUUUUUGUAGCUAAGGAUCUUCCGCAAUCACUGGUAACCUUCCUAGACCAUCUGCGAAAGCAUUUUGAGGUCAUACGGCCGACACCUACUUCGUACCAUGUCAGGACUAAACAAUUCAUGCAUGGAGAUCUUCACACAUGCACACCCAUGUCUUCAAGUUGA
Molecule: messenger RNA, 981 nt
Organism: Phymastichus coffea
Lineage: Eukaryota; Metazoa; Arthropoda; Insecta; Hymenoptera; Eulophidae
Exons: 3
Coding region: 1-981 (326 amino acids)
Biological process (GO): DNA integration
Molecular function (GO): nucleic acid binding
Source: RefSeq, a predicted model, not a curated record